CCUGUUUCAAGUGUUUGAUUCAAAAAUUAAAAAGGAGAAGUCGAACUCCUGAAAGCAAACACUCUCUCCUAGCUCCUGUACAGGCUGUAGUAUUGUACGUGUGACACACGACGGAUUUUAUCGUCUCCAUCAUGUGGAAGUGGAAAUGGUGUCUGACUUCGUUCACUUUAGUCUCGUCUGGAUAAGAAGCAAAGCCACUGCCGCCACGGUAUUUCCACUGCAUUUGCCUUACGGCAAGACUCUGACUUCUUAUUUCUGACCAUUUUCAGUACCCUUGGUGCCAUCUUCAGCAAUGGCUGGUACAUGUGUAGGAGGUGAAGGAGAGCUUACAGUGCUUGAUGCAGCCACGAAAUUUGAGUAUCAGUGGAAGAAGUCCUCGUGUGGAUGUCCGAAUGUCGAUGCAGACACAGAUAGCCUGAUGAAUGAGUUCACGAGCUGGAGCGAAGCCUUCAAGAUAUGCACUUCACCAGACCACUCAGGACCUGAAGCAUUUAAUGCAGGUGUAAAAGCAGCGUGUGAUUUCUGCCACAUGCUAUGCGGGCACUUUGCUUUGCCGAGUACCGAGUCCGCUCUUAGUUGCCAAGCCGACGAGCAGGCCUGUUCCUGGUCAAGGCAGUAUGCAGGCCGGUUCCUGACCAUCUGCAAGAACGUAAUCUGCCGUCUCCUGUCUUGUGAAACCACUGCUGUGCUGAGUGAGCCGCUACAGCGGUGCGCACCGAAACUUCUGUAUGCGUGCUUCAGUUACUUCGACGAUGACGUCCCCUGGUCCACAGAGGCGGCAAGGGACACGGCACGCGAACUAACCAACCUGCUCUGCAAAGUAUGUACUCCUGAUGGCAUCACUGGUCUACUUGAAUCUAGUGUGGGUAAGUGUGUUCUUGAUGGUCUCCAGCGGCAACUGACGUCGGAAACGUGGCGUGACCAUCCACAAUCAGUCGACGUUUUGCUGUGGUAUGCUGUGCUUGCCUCGCCGAUCACGUUACAGACGAACCUAGACGUCCUCAUGGCACUAUUGCUUAGACUUGUAGACGACGGCGAGGCUAGUUUAGAGGUGUCAGUACGCGGCGCAGAUGCUUUGACUCGUCUUGUCAACAGCGCAAGUGAUGCCGAACUGAAGCGGUACAACCGCCUGUCGGUGUUGUACGAUGCAACCAAGCGACACACAUACAGCCAUAACGGCGAUCUUCUGGCCGUUAUCUUACCACUGCAUGCCACGCUAUGCAGGGCUAUGGGCUCCUGCGAAGAUGGAUCCUGCGCCAGAGUCGUAUCCUCUCCGGUACGAAUCAUUGUCGGCUCUCCGCGGUGCCCGCGCAUGCUAGGCAUGAACUGGAAUGCGCUGGACCACUACCUGAGCCAACUUCUGUCUUGCGUGGCCGGCGAGACCAGCUCGGAGCUUCGUACUAUCUACCUCGAGAAUAUUCUGUCUGUUGUAUCGGGCAUGGGGCUGCAGGUAGUGCGCCACUCCCAACGUAUCCUCCGCUUUCUUCCGUCGCACUUGGGCUGUCAGGAAGGCGUCGGAGAAAACUGUCGUUUCAUGACGCUGGCCAUUAUGCGUGUCUUAGUGCACUCGGCAUGGCCUCGCUUCGGUGAACCCGUGCAGCUAGUCAAGGCUCUGCUGACACUCUGUUUUCACGCCUCCUGCAGAAUCCCACACAGGGCCAUCACCUCUGCAGACUUUACCGAUGAUCCUCCGGCGGCCUGGCUUAAGUUCUGUUCUGAUUUUAAGUUGAGCGAGAGGCGUGCCGAAGCAGUUUCAUUGCUCAGCGCCGUGGCUUUAUCCAAGCACGGUAAGAAGCAGCAGAAGCUCAACUGCUACCUGCUGCUUGGUGCCGUGGAAUGCUUGAUGCUGCUGGCGCAAUGUUCUGCCAGCACGGCCACGUUACUGAGCAGCUUGCUGAAGGAUCCUCUCCAUUUCGGUUUAAGCCGCUGCGUAGAGAUGGCGCUUGACUGCAGCAAAGAGUGUGGCCCCCUGUGCGUACCCUCCGGCAAUAUCAUCAGCCCCAGCAGCACCAACGGUAGCAGCUGUUAGUGCACUUGGCUGCAGUAAAGGAUGUGGUGCCUUGCGCGUACCCUAGAAAUCCUCCGUAUCACCUCCUGCACUAUAUUUAGCCCCAGCACAAACAGCAGCAGCAGCUGUUGGUGCUCUCGGCUACAUGGCUAGCAGCAAAAAUGCAGACCAUCGUAUUGUCUGGCUAAUUGUGUUUUGGUAGUCCCCUGCAAUCCAGCAGUGUGUUUGAAAGCCUAUGCUCCUGGCAAAGCACGUGUGUUUCGGUCUAGCGACAGAGCAGCGCACACUGGUGUGCACUGCCCAGCAAGCAUCGGAAUGGCAAAUGCAGGACACCUAGAUCGUGACAUGACACAGCAACCCCGUUGAUCGUCUUGUCACACACUAGCCAUGCGGAAUGUCGCGGGUGUGUUCCCGCUGUAUCAUGUCAAGUACUAUCGUGGACGUGUUUCCCGGUGGAGUUGCAUCGUUCCAAGACGCCAGCGUUGAAAUGCUGGCAGAUUUCCACACAGUGCUGCUCAUGCUUCCCGGCUACAGUACAGAAUCUCAUACAACUACAUGUACAUACAGUGCUUGGUUGUAACUGGACAGGGUGCAGGACUAGUGACAAUGUGCACGCUUGUGUGGACAGCUAGCACUAGGCAUCAGUUGUUUGCCCACCGUGGUUCGCCUCGCACAGGGCAAGUCUUUCUCGUGGAUUGUGCGGAGAUGUUGUUGUCGGCAUGGCCGAUGAAUCUACUCGCAAGUCAACGUACCGUACACAUCUCCGAGCACAGUGUAUAAUGAAGUGUGUUACUUUGGAGCAUGGCAGUGCCAGCGGAAUGUCACCAGUAAGUCUCGCUAUGACUAUCCUAUGAUUAUACUAUGUGUUUAUCUUGUUUUUGUUUUUACAUGCGUCGAGAUCUGCAACACUCAUGUCCGUGCAGAUGCAAAGCCAUCUGCGAGAUUUCUUUUCAAAUCCGACAUUGUCACAUUCUCCGCAGCAUUGUUCAUGUCCGUAGGUCUGUGUCAAAUUUCGUCGCUGUAGUAUCUCAUUUCGAAUAAGAAAUGUUGUGUAGUUGAUGCUUGGUAGUCUUGGCCAGCGUCUCAACAACACCUCAA
This is a messenger RNA of Sycon ciliatum, 3106 nucleotides long. RefSeq lists its product as uncharacterized. Lineage: Eukaryota; Metazoa; Porifera; Calcarea; Leucosolenida; Sycettidae. The record is from RefSeq and is a predicted model, not a curated record. Gene Ontology annotation, cellular component: TTT Hsp90 cochaperone complex; nucleus; cytosol. The transcript has a single exon. The coding region runs from base 293 to 2029 and encodes 578 amino acids.